UUUGCUGUGGGUCUGAGUCGGAUAAUGGAUAAGAAGAAGAAUCAAGGAAAGAAGACUCCCGGAAACAGUUUCCGAAGCCUACAUACGGAGGAGACUGUGCGCCGAUUUGAGCAUGUCCGCAGCAAGGUGGGAUUAUAUAUUGCGAAUCUGCCACCACCCCGUAUCCUAUCCAACUCGAACCGAUCCGGCCGCCAGGGUUACUUGGAGAUGAUGUCCAAGAUAGAGGAAACUCAAGCUGAGACCAGUGGCUGCUCCACUUCCGGUGCUGCUGCUGCUAUGGCUGCUGCCGUCGCCCAGGCAAAGAUGCAGGUGAAAGUCCAGAAAGCAACUCAAACAAUUAUAUCGGUAGACUCCUCCAAGUCCCCUGCAGGAAAGAUUGUAAUCUUAAAAGACGACAUGGAAACACAGGCUCCACAAGUGAUACAACCAAAACAAGCCAACAAAGCCCCUAAUCCCGUCCAGCCACCCAAGGCGGAGUGCGAUGAUGAUGACAUGUCAGACACUUCCUCUGAAGGCUCCAAUGACGAUGAUCCUAACAACUUGCAUGACGUGCUGCUAUUGCCGGUCGAGUUCUUGUUCCUUUAA
Messenger RNA from Drosophila bipectinata, 585 nucleotides. RefSeq lists its product as uncharacterized. The record is from RefSeq and is a predicted model, not a curated record. NCBI's taxonomy places the organism in Eukaryota, Metazoa, Arthropoda, Insecta, Diptera, Drosophilidae.